Molecule: messenger RNA, 4296 nt
Organism: Procambarus clarkii (red swamp crayfish)
Lineage: Eukaryota; Metazoa; Arthropoda; Malacostraca; Decapoda; Cambaridae
Product: MTOR-associated protein MEAK7
Source: RefSeq, a predicted model, not a curated record
CUGAGCGGAAUAACAACAACAACAGCAGCAGUACCUGAAUGUCAAAUCAUCAAAAUUGAUGCGCCACAGUGAUGCGUCUCGCGACAUUACCGCCAUAGAGAAGACCAAGUACCUGAGUGACAUUCCCGCCGUCUGUGUACAGUGCCCAACCUGUGCCACACUCUAUAGACUUGUGCCAUCUCUGCCACAGACCAGAGGGCCAGACUCUGCCAUAGACCCGGGGACCAGACCCUGCCACAGACAGGGGACCAGACUCUCCCAUAGAUCAGAAGACCAGACCCUGCCACAGACCAGAGGACCAGACCCUGCCACAGACCAGAGGACCAGACCCUGCCACAGACCAAAGUGCCAAAUCUAUACUUAGGACCAGAGUCCUAAGACCUGCACCUAAGACCAGAGUACAACACACACACAAACCAAAAAUGGGAGCAGAAACCAGCAAGACUAUCCGAAAGGAAUAUUUUACUGGAGAAGAGCGUCAGCGUGUUCUGCGUACCAUACAAAAACUUGCCAAAGGGGGUGAUACUGUGGCUAUUGCUGCAUUAGAGAAAUAUAUCUCCAGUCACCUUAAUGCAGAAAUGACGACAAAAUUUGUCGGAAUUUUAACGAAAAACAGAAGUGUUCCAUCCUUGCCAUGUUCAGCAGUAGUGGACAGCUUAGGACCUCUUCUUAAAGGCUCAAUGGAAGAGCACCUGUUCUUGACCCUAACAUUAGCUGGUGGAGGCCAAGAAGGAGUAGACUGUGAUCGUAUUAUUAAGUAUACUGAGGUAAUUGUGUGUGCAUACCUGCGUAUGAUAACCAGUCAGCCUGGAUACAGAGGGUGGAAGUCAUCAGCAAGUACUGAAGCAGCUGUAUCACAAGCCUUAUUACAUGAUUUGAUGCAUGCUGGUGAGAGUCCUAAGGAGGUAUGGGGCAAGCCUCCUCCUAAAGUUCGAUUUUCUUAUGACAACUUUGAAAAGUGGUGCUUGGGUCACUCGAUCUUUACCACACUGGAGACAGAAGUUCUCAAGAAUUGCUUCUCCCUCUCUCCUAUUGACUAUAAUGCACUCAUGCCUCAACCUACUCAACUUCCUAAGUCAUUUCCUUGCAUGUUGACUGCUGCCCAAGUACUCUUCCUCAACAAUGCCCUGCCACCGCUCAUGCAAUCAGAGUGGAGAUUCUUGUUUUCUACAGUCACGCAUGGGUGGAGCUUCAGUAUAUUUAUGAAGCAGAUUAUGGGAAAAGGUCCCACACUCAUCAUAGUGGAGGAUCAGUCAAGAAAUAAAUUUGGAGGUUUUGCAGCAGUAUCAUGGGAGGUCAGACCACAGUUUCAGGGUACACCUGAAUGCUUUUUGUUUGCAUUGGAGCCUCAGGCAGGAAUCUUCCACAGCACAGGCUAUAAUAAGAACUUUAUGUAUUUAAAUUACUUGGAGAAAAAUACAAUGCCCAAUGGACUGGGCAUGGGAGGCCGAGAGGAAUUAUUUGGAUUUUGGCUCGACUAUGACUUUGGUAAAGGGUCAGUGGCACCUUCAUGUUCCACCUUUCGCAGCCCUUCACUUUCCCCUCACCAGAAGCUGGAGGUGCGUGGUAUAGAGGUCUGGGCACUAGGACCUGAGGAAGAGGACUCGGAUGAAGAGGAAGGAACCCGAAAGAAGAAAAGUGCAUUAGAUGCACAUCCUGAGGCCCGAGCCAUGUUGGACAUUAUGGGCAAAGAGAGAGUUAGUGAGGGCCUUAGGGAAAAACCAGAUGAUUCAGACUAAAAUGUUGAGACUAUAUUGGGUGUUGAACAAGAAUCUAAAGUAUAAGUAAAAUGAUGUUAAUAGUUUUUGUCAUGGGAGCAGCUUUCAAACUGCUAGAUAGAGGUAGAGCAUACUGCUGUCAUCUCUGGAUUUAUUUACCGUAUAUAUAUUAUUUCUUAGAUUCUCUUUAACUGUAUCCUCAACUGAGUUGUCUACGUGUCUCAUAAAAAUAUCACGUAGUCGAAUGGAUAUUUCAUACACGUGCAAAGUGAGGCAUACAUGUGGCACAAAAAUUACACAUAGGCACAAGGUUAUGUACUUUUGUGGUAUAAGAUAAUAUUUACAGUAAGGCCUGAAUAUUUGAUGAGUACAUUUCUGUAAACCAUCUAUAAAUGUAAAAUUCACACAGUUGAAUUAAAAAUUGCAGUACUGUAGUGUAUUGAGAAUGUGUUCCAGAGAUCUCAAAGAAAUUUUCUGUCUGAACUAUCACAUUCUGUUACCCUUUAUGUCAAGAUUCACAGUGUGCAUUAUGCAGAUCAUGAGUUGUCAAACAGGACAACAUUUGUACACCAGCACCUCAUGGUAUUUUAAAUCAUCCAUACAGGGGUCACAAUAUGGUCAAGAAUGUCAAACAGAAGUGCAUUCAUAAAAGCUCAAAACAUUCCAAAUCCUCUCUCGGCUGUGCAGAAUUGAGAACUAAAUUGCAGGAAUCAAAGAGAAAAGUUUAAGUCAAAUACUUGUGAUGCCUUGUGUUGGUAACAUGUGGGAAAGUGGAGUCUUCUGCUUUCAUCCUAAGAUAUAAAUAUGUCCUUGAUGAGAAAACCAGAAGGAGCAAUGUCCUCAAUACCAAUCUGUUCAGCAGGUGGAGUCAUUUUGAAAAGAGAGCCACAAAUGAGACAGGAAUAAUAUCAAAGGCAAAAUUAGCAAUGCUCAAGAAAGUGCAGAGAUUUUAUGGCAGACUUACUUUAGAAGCAGCACUAUAUAAAGGAGACGUGUUGGCGUGAUGUCAUCACAAAGCCGAAUACAUAGGAUUCGUGUACAUGUGACUACCGUAUUGAUCACAGUAAAUGCCUGGACUUCAUUUCCAAGAGAUGGACCUACACCCCUCAGUCAUGUGCAGAGUUGCCAGUAUGGGAAACUGGAGGAAUGCCUGAAAGAGGGCAUUCCUCAACAUUUGUCACUACUAUAUAUUAAAAAAAAAACGUGAUGGAUCUGCCAUCAAUCCUCAUAACAGUAUGUUCUUUUAACCCAGAAGGAGGGUGUGCAAGAAUGGCUAGGCAGUUUAGAAGGGGUGUAAACAAGGAAAAAAAAGGUUAAGUAUCGCUGCUUUAGAGAAAUGUCUGACAUUACUAGGAUGCUACUCUCUCCUCGUGAGUCUGCCAGUCUUGUGCUCAUUCAUAACUCCAAACAUGUUGUUCCUCAGCAAUGUAGAUGUUGUAGACAUAACCUCAAUGUUGUUUAUGUUGUGUGUAUCACAAUUAUUAUAAUAAUAAUUUACCGUGUCAGGAGACGGGUAGCCAGCGUAUAUAUAUAAAGUACAUGUUAUGCUUAUGUUGAGGUCUGUUCAAGGUCAAAUUACUGAUUCUCCCCAGGAUGCAACCCCACAACAAGCUGACUAACUGUUGGGUACCAAUUUACUGCUAGGUGAACAUGGGCAUUAGAUGAUAGAAAAUGCACCAAUAUAUUUGUCCUGCCCGGGAUUCGAACUCGGAAUUCCCAAUUAUGAGUCGAGAAAGAACCUGACUGUACUACUAGUGUCAAGCUCUAAACAGUGUAGCUUGUAUUGUUUUAUGUGAAAGUGUACUGUACUUGGAAUAUUAAAAUGUAUACUUGUGAUAUGCGAGUGCAUAUUUGGUAAGUGUAACUGUAUACCUGGUGUAUAUUAAUGUAUAUUUGGUAUGUGCAAGGGCAUAUAAGUGUGUACUUGCAGACAUCGAGUCACAAUAACACGGCUAAAGAUAUGAUAUCCAAAGCAGACGUCGGAAAACAAGGAAACGACGAUGUUUCAAUCUGUCCUGGACCAUUAUCAUGUCAUGAUAAUUACACAAGUUGAUAAUGGUCCAGGGUGGACUCUAACUUCAUUAUUUCUUCAUUUUCUAAUGUCUUUUUUGGACAUCAAAUGUAUACUUGGUAUAUACAAGUGUGUACUUGGUUUAUACAACUGUGUGCUUGUAUACUAGUGUAUGUAGAGUGUGUACUUGGUGUAUGUAGUGUAUGCUUGGCAUACAGUACAGUAUAUGAAUGUAUUCCAGGCAAAAGUGAGUUUAUACUGUUCUUGGUAUAUGUAACUGUAUACUUAUAUGUAAGUGUAUACUUGGAGUUGGCAAGUCAUGGGGGGAAAUAUGAAUACUGCUGAGGUAGUUUUUAUUUAUUAGUGAAGAUGUGAAGACAUUACAGUACAAUGUAAACUCAAGUUAACUUCAAAGUAUCAAAGGUGCAUCUCUAGUGGUUUUGUCUUUUGUAUAUAAAUUCUCAGAGGUGUGAUCAUUAUAAGUUCAAGCUGCAUUGUUGUUCAGACCAGGCUUGUCCGUGGGAACUCUUUGUAACGACAUGUUCUGAAUAAAGCAUUUUUAUUGCA